AUGGGGGCAACUCCCACCACGCUACACCCCUCUGCGCGAGGCCGCUUCUGUGAGUCAAGACCUCAUUUAAAUCACAAGGGGCAGCAUACAGGCGGGACCUGUAGCAGCAUGAGCAGCAGCACAGAUUCUCAGGUACAGCAGCAUCAACUCCACCAACAACUGCAGCAUUUGCUGCAGCGCCAGCUCCUCCAGCUGGGUCCCACCAACCUUUCUGAGGCCGAGAUCGCGGAUGCUCUAGAGGGGAGGGUUCCCCUGAUGCUGCAUAUUGACAACAAAAAAGGGCCUCCUCUUAAGGUGUGGGUGGCAGGAACACUAAGGAAACAACCUUCAAGGCUUGCUGAAGGGCAGGCGGCGGCGCAGUGGGGGCCGCAUUUGCAACUGGUAGAUGGCAAGCAUGCCUCUCAGCUGCGAGUACUCUGGGGAAGGGUUUCUUCUGCAGCGGAAGCAGAAGCUGCUGCUGUUGCUGCUGCAGUGGGGGCGCCUCCAAACUGCGAUCGCGAGGAUGACCUUCCUGUGUUGCGUUGCUGCAGCAGCAGCAGCUUCAACACGGCUCCAGAUGUUUUUGCAGAAAGCAGCCCUUCAGGCCCCCCUCUCCUGCGAAUUUCGCCCCCCCUUAAUCCCUGGAGGACUGCCUGUUUGUGGAGAAAGCGCUUCUACUCUGCUGUCUGCGCUUCGCUGCAGCAGCAACAACAGCCGAAAGCGCAACCGCCGCAACAGCAGUACGGGGCUGGAGGAGCUGCUGCUGCAGAGAUUGUUGAUGGCUUGCCCAUUCGUUUGUGGCAGAUUGAGUGGCUGAGACUACAGAGGCUGUUUGGAGAGUCCCUGCAGGCGCUGUUCAAUGCACUGCAGCGGCAGCAACAACAACAACACCAACCACGUGAGCAGCAACUCGAACAACAGCAGCUGCAGAAACCGCCUGAUGCAAGUUGCCCAUAUGUGAGCCUAGCAUCUCGCCUUACAGCUGCCUUGGAAGAGCCAGCGGCACCAGCAGGAGCACCGGAAACAGCAACAGCAACAGAAGCAGCAGCAGCAGAAGGCGCAGGAACGCGAGAAGCGGCACUUGAACGGGUAGGGGACCAGUCAUGCCUCUGCGGUUUGUGUGGGCCCGAGACAGCCGAGGAAGGCAGCGUGUGUAGAGAGGACUGCCAAGGAAUCCCCAACUUCUGCUUGCCUACUGCCGCUGAUGCUGUUAGGGGAGCUUCUCCAGCAAGCCCGUUGCUGUCUGACGAAGUCAGGCAACAGCUCCUCAUUGAAGCUCGUGAUGAAAGCCUCCAAAGAAAGUCGUUGCUGCAGCAGGCUGCUGCUGGUUAUGGUGCUGCUGCGGAGCCCUUUGCGGCUGUACCAGAAGGACCCGUGCUUAGAGUUGUACAUACGAGUCUCUCUCCCCUGAGGGGCGGUUCCUUCAGCGAGUGGAAGAAUGAGAUGCGGCACCAGCAGCAGCAGCAAUGGGGACAUCUUGGCUUCGUCAGCAUUCAGAAAGCUGAACGGACGAGGGAGGCACCUGCUGCUGCUGCUGCUGCUGAAGAAUGCAGAGACUGCGCGGGAACCCCCCUCCUGCUGCAUGCAUCUUUGAAUGUACCUAUCUGUACGCCGUUUCUGAACUGUGGCACCAAAACGCACCUCUUCUUCCAGAGCAGGAGCAGCAACAGCAGUGGCAUCCGCAGCACAUAUCCACCCGCUCACUGUUGCUGCAUCGCUGAUGUGCAGGUGCACACUCCCUCCCUUUUACUACCUCCCUCAGCAGCAGCCCGUAGCAAACCUGAGAAUUCCCAGCGGCUGCUUCUGCACUUACAUCCAGCCUAUCUUUACAUCCUAGAGCAGCAGCAACAGCAUCAGAACCUACAGCAGCAGCAACAGCCACUGGAAAAGGCAGAGAAUCUGGCGGCAUGGACAGCAGCAGGACAGGCACUGCUCCUUCGGGCCAUUCAGUGCUGCCGCGUGGGAGAAGCAGCCACAUUUCAGGUGCAGGUGCAUCAAGGCAACAACAGGAGCAGAACGGAUGAGUCCGAGAGGCAGCAGUUGGUAGCGGCGCUGUCUGUACACCUCAUAGACGUCCUCCCCCUGCCUUCCUUCACUCACUCGUUCGUCAACAGCGGCAGCAGGACGAAUUCACAGCAGUACCAGGAUGAUCCUACGAAAAUAGACCACAGCUCAUCUGAAUUGCGGCAGCAACAACUGUUGCUGUGCAUCCAGUGGCAGAGGUCGUUGCUGCUCGUGCAGCGCGAGCUACAACAAUUCGCCGCAGCCUGCAUUGCUCUGCUGCUGCAGCAGCAGGACCACCCAACUCCGCUGCUGCCUCGGCUACUGGCGUGUGCCUGCAAGAGCUGUCAAGACGCUGCAAAGCCACCCCCAGCACCAGAGCAACCGCAGCACCAGCAGCCACAGCAGCAGCCACAACGGCAACCAGAGCAACAGCUGAAGCAGCAGCAACGCGGGAUUUCCAGGGCGCCACUGCCCCGUCGCAACAGCAGCGUGGCGAUGGCAGCUGCAGCAGCAGCUCGCAAUUUACUUGGCCUAACAUCUACAGAGCAGCAGCAGCAACAACAACAGCCCAGCACCAGUAAGCUAAGGGGCCUCCUCCUGAGGGGCAGAGCACGGAUGUCAAAACCCAAGGUGGAGCCAGAGCUUCAUCCUCCUCCUCUUCAUCAACAGCAGCAGCAGUACAGCGGUUCCGUUGUUCGGAGCCUGAGCCGGCAAGGCAUUGCCUCUACCCUUCGACGCCUCCGCAGCCGAAGCAUCGAUAAGUGGGUGUAUCAGCAGCAGCAGCAGCAGCCGAUGCCUAACAUGUCAGAUCCCGGCUCCUCACCAACUCCAGCAGCAGCAACAACAACAACGGCGUCAACCACAGCUUCUGGUGCUGGCUGCCCAGUAGCAGGACCUUCCCUUGGCAACGGAGGAGACCCCGACAAGGAUACCGAGGGGGAAGCUCUCUGGAGUUUGUGUGCAGCUGCGCGAAAGUCCAGCACUCUGCUUUUCCUCUCAGAUUUCCAACACCUUUUUGAUACAGCUUUGGCCACCAGUAACAGCAGCAGCAUCGGUGACACUUCACUGUUUUUAUCCUAUCGGCGGCGCCUGCGUGGUCUGCUGCAGCAGGGCGUCUGCAUUCAGGGGGUGUUGGUCCAGCUUAUCAGCACAUCCAGGCAUUGGCAGCAGCUGCAGCAGCAGCAGCGAGCAGCACGAUCAGGCCUAUGGCAGCAGCAAGAGCUUUCAAUUUCACCGCUGUUUCUGCUUCUGGAGACCGGCGGCCUCCGUUUCUUUGUUUGCCCAUUGCAGCAUACCCAUCAAGAGUAUCAUUUGCCUUUUCAUGUCCGCAUGCAGGGCCUCACAGCUGGAUGCAUGGAAGCAGCAACGACCGCAGAGAGUGGCGUCGUAUCGUCCGGCGUACAUGGCCUGGUACAGCAGUGUCAACUGCAGCAGCAACACCAGCACGAACUUGGGGCCCCCUUGGCACUCACAGAUCCACUACCGCCACUACCCAACUCAGCUGCUGCUUUUUUGGGGGUCUUAUGCACUGAGGCUGCUGCUCUCGAGGCAGCAGGAGACCCAGUUUGGAUGCUGCAGCAACGCUUUCUGGAAUUCCAGUGCAGUCAAGAAGAACUACACCACAGGCCAGAGCAGCGGCAGCAAAGAGCGUGGGGCCUUGUAUUUGAGGCUGACAAAGCGCUCCCUUCCUUUGUGGCGAUGGAGGUGCCUGCAGCAGCUACGCGGCAGCAAAGACAGCAAGCUUUCCUCGCAGCGGCAGAACCGCCUCCGUCCGCUGCUGCCGAUAGCAAAGUCCACCAGCACCAAUACAGCUGGCAGCCGCUUCAUCAUUGCCCUCAUGCCAUCCGCCACUGCUCCUGCUGCUGUCCUUCGGCAGAAGCUAGACAGCAUCAACUUUGGCGCAUCAGCAGCACCGGCAAUUUGAAGGCGUUCUGCCAUCGUUGUAGAGUUGCAGCAGCAGCCCCGACUUGGCCAGUAGCAGCAGCAGCAGCAGCCGAGAGCUGUGAAGAGGAGGCACCCGCAGCAGACUUCGUCACCGGAGAGUCCUACGUCUGGACCUCAAAGGGGAAUGCUUGCACACUUGGGGAAGGGCCGAUUGAGCAAGCCAGCCUCGCUGUGCUGCCGAAGGCAUCUGUUAAAUACAUCCACUGCUGCAGUCCCUCUUGCAGCGGCAGCAGCAUGAGAGAGCGUUCCAGGGCUGUUGCAGAGGCCCUAGUACAGCGCCAACUCUCUCACACAGACGGCCCAACAGUCCAGGCUGCACUCAGGCAGGGAGGUGUCCCUGCUGGCGUGGGUAUGUGGUUGCUGUUCGAUGAGUUACUGCUGCUUCUGCGCCAGGAGGCACCGCAGGUGCCACAGUGGGGCGGCAAUGGCGAGGCCUGGUCGUCAUCAUUAGCAGCAACGGCUGCUGCUCUUUCCAAGAACGAGCAGCAGCAGCUGGUGUUGUGCAGUAGCAGUGCGCAACUAGUUGCCACUGCAACUGCAUGCACCUUGUUAGGCAAAUCUCUUCAAAAUGUACUGCGGUAUGAGCAGCAAAUCGCAUGCUACUGCUGCAGCCCUGCUGCUGUUUGUCAGCGCUUCUCCACCUGCGCCUCUCGGUGGGCCUUUUCGGGCGAGACGCAGCGGCUCUUGCACCAGGAGUCACCCGCCGCAACGGUAACAGCAGCAGCAGGAGCAACAGCAGCGAAAACAGCCGUGCAUGGCGCAGAAGGUGUCUGGGAGAGCAGCUUACUGGUGUUUCAUCGCCGCGUGUGUCUGUCUCUUGCAGCUUCCCUUAUCCGCGCAGAUGCCUUUAGUUCCAUGCAGCUUCCGUUGCCCAUGUUGCUACGAUGUUGCCUCUUUGUUGCUCUCAAAAGCCCGUCUGUCCUGUUGGAGGAGCUGCAGCAGCAGCAGCACGCGCUCCCAGUCUGCCGCUACGCGCCUGCAUCUCAGUUGUUCGCCCCCGGACCUGCACCAGCGGCUGCAGCCGCGACAGAAGCAGCAGGGACAGCACUGGCAGCAGGGGAGACAGCAGCAGGAGCGAGAAAAGCAGCAACAGAAUGUACUCCGUGGGGCCGCGUGGCGGUGAAGUCCCCGUUGCCGUGUGCGACGGCUUGCGUCUCUGUCUUGCUGCUUGCUGAGUUUGUGCUUCAUGCCCCCAGCACAUGCAUCCCCGUGCUGCCUACUUCUGGAGAGCCACCGGAAGAAGACUAUCUUGAGGGGGCCCCCCUUCUGGACUGGAAUUGGCUGGGGGCCCACGGAGCCUAUGCAGCUUCUGCACUCCCCUUCAGAAGGCUACGAGCCUCCUAUCCCUCUUUGCCAGCAGCUCCUUACUUCACGACGCCUCUGCAGCACCCGUUAAGGGCCCCUAGGGGGCCCCAAGUUGACCCUGUGGCGCAUAUCCUAAACCCUGAAUUUAUUGCUGCAGUCCCUGCUACCCUCAGGGGCGGUCUUCUCUGCCAGCUUCUGCUGCGCGCUUUGGCUCCCCCGGAGCCAUAUACGUGGAAGGCAUAUCGCAGGCAGAAACCCCAACAGCAACAGCAGCAACAACAACAACAGCAGCAGCAGCAGCAUACAUAUGUUGUGGGUCGACGCCUGGACGGCGUGUCUUCAACAGCCGACGAUCAUCUCCUGCGGCUGCUAAUGCUGCUUCUGCUACAGUUUGACAGCUGGCUGGGGUUCUCAGGGCUUCCAAAGCAGCAGCCAGCAGAAGGCCCCUCUUCCGCAUGGCGACCAGCUGGAGGAGCAGCAGCAGCAACAUCAGAAGCGGCAACAGCAGUAGCGUCCGGAGACUCCGACAGCUCUCGGCUUGUUGUUUCGUUUGGUUUAGAAGGCGGCUUUUGUGCUCCAGGCAGCAGCCUGCGGCAGCACCAGCUGGGUAUUUUUGCAGCCCUUUCGAAUGCUGUUGAGGGCAUCCGCUUGGUGGGGGCCGCUGACGCCCCCCAAGCGUCCCUUCUUGCUGCCAUUCUGGGCCUGUGCCGGCUGAGACGCGGGUUCGCCGCCUCCGCUAAGAGGCGUCUGAUGGCAGCCCUUGAUUUGCUGCAGGGACACUACGGGUGUCCACUGCUUGAAGGCAAGUACACACCUGCUGUUCCUUCCACCUCUCCUGCUGCUGCUGUCCCGGACGCUGCCCUGAGCAGCAGCAGCAGCAGCACGAUAAGCGCCAGCCAGAAUGAGAUUCUCAACUGUUUUGUGGAAACUGCCGCUGCAGCGACGGCCCGAGUUGGGGUGUAUACGGACCUGUUGCGGGUGCUGCGCCUAAGGCUUAGCGUUUGUCCUUUGCCUGUGGGGCCCCCUCACCUCGUGCCCCGCCACAUACCGUUGCUGCCUCUCCUUUCUGUAGACAAGAGAGUGCUUCCGAUCGACUCCAAAGGCUUCCCUGGCCUCACAAACGACACCACGUCCUCUGCGGCUGCUGCUGCCGCUGCAUAUGUAAGUAGCAACCCUGCGGUGGCUCGGCAACAACAGCAAACGACAGCUGUCCUGAUACCUUCCGAGUCAGCGCAUCCCACCUCUCCCCUUGCUAGGAAGCAGCAUGAACAGGCCUCCCGGCUCUUCGGGUGUACGUACACCCCAAAGUACCCCGAACACCGACAUUGUCACCUUCCUGAUCCUCUUCUGCAACCUCACGUUGCCUGCGCUGUCGUCCUCUACAACAUCAGGAGAUUGGGGAUCCCUGUAAUUCACUGGGCAUCCGGUGUCUGCCCCAGGGGAGACCGCGGAGACCCAGCAUCAGAAUGGGCGGUUGCGGGCGUCUUGGGGACUGGCGUUGCUUCCACUUCUGUUCCUGCUGCAACCUCUGCAGCUACUUGUAGUGCAGGUUCUGCUAGUGCUUCUGCUGCAGCUUCAGGGGCAGCGAUCUCUGCUGAGUGCUCAUCAGCUGCAAAUCAAGCAACAGCAGCAGCGAGUUCUAGCUGCGGUAUUAUGGGCAGUUCCGAAGACGAAGGUAUAAGACGUUUAUCUCCGUAUGUCGUGAGGGGAGAGAGCUGCGAGCAUGUACUGCAGUGGCUGCAGUGGCAGCGGCAGAGCAGGCCUCUGCUGUUCUCCUGCGGAUUGAACGAGAAGGGGGCCCUGGGCCUCGGGGUGGCGACAUACUUCCCUGUAGAUCCCGUUUUAGAAGAAAGAGACAACUUCGUACGAGCAGCAAGAGGGACUGACGUGUGGUUCUGCUGCCAACCGCAGCAAGUUGUGGCUCUUCGUGGAACUGUCUGCAGUGUCUCUGCGGGGCUCCACUGCAGCGCUGCAGUUACUUCUGAAGGUUUUCUUUUCAGUUGGGGGUCUCUCGAUGGUGGUGUAGACGAUGUUGACCUUAGUCACAGCACCAGCAACAACAGCUACAGCUGCAACAGCACCAGCGCUGACAGCAGAAGCAGCUUGCGGAGACACCCUGCAGACCACUCAAGAGACUACGGGCUCCGCGAGUCUCUUCGUUUCUCCUGGCUUGAGUUUCCAGCUUUUGCGCGUGAAGCUUCCGUAGAGACAGCAGCAAAAACAGCAUCUUCUCGUGAGCAGCAGCAUUAUCAACAGCAGCAGCAGAAAGAAAACUGGAUUUUCUUACCGGCUCUGCUAAGCGGCAGUGAGGCUGCAACGCCCUCUCUCUGCCGAGAUCCCUCGUACACUUGUUGUGCGUUUGCUACUGUUUGCUGCGGGCCUGACUUCUGCGCUGCACUGACAGUGGCUGGGGGUCUGUACACAUGGGGAAACAACGCAAAUGGUGUGUUGGGCCUUGGAGACCUCCGCAACAGAAGCCGACCAACUGCGGUGUCUCCUCACCACUUCGUUGCUGUGGCAGCUGGCAACGAAAAACAGCAGCAGCCCCAGCGCCUGCUUCAUGUAGCUUGUGGGAAUUCACAUGUUGUUGCUCUCACAUCUGAAGGCUGCCUUUUUCUAUGGGGCAGCAACAGCCACGGCCAAUGCGGUAUUGGGAGAGAGAGAGAAGCAUUUCUGUCCCCGCAGCAGCUGUUGCUGCUCGAUCUCUCCCGCGUGCCUUUGAGCCGCCUCACCCUUAUUCAUUCCCUCGUUGCGGCAAGUAGCGACAACAACAACAGCAGCAGCAGCGGCGGCAACGGGGAAGCACAGGGCUGGCUGGGCCUCGGCUAUGCCCCUGCGGGAGGUGCUAGCGCGAAGCUGUUGGCAGCAGAUGCUCCAGGGUUUACAACUUUGUUGGAGAAGGAGAGGCUAAAGGAAAUCCUUCUAAAAUCCCUCGUUGAAUUCUCGCAGGUUGCGUGCGGGUCGCUGCACACCGUCGCCGUAGGUUUAACUGCUGAUCAGCUCCAAGGAGGAGAAGUUCAACAAUCUCUGCAAUGUCUGUACAGCUGGGGCAGCAAUACAAAUAACUGUCUCGGACUCCCUGCAGCAGCAGCAGCAACAACUGCAUGCGCACCACCAGUCUGCCUUUCUCUAUCCCCUUUAGGAGGCGAGAUCCAGAAGAUGCAGGACCAGCAGCAGGACCAGCAGCGGAUGCCGCGCAUAAAGCAGGUUGCAGCUGGGGGUAUAACGAAUGCAGCUCUGUCGGAGUCUGGGGAGUUGUGGUUGUGGGGCGACCUGCAGUCUUUUGUUGUUAGCGACGAUGGAGCAGAGUUCUCUGCUUCGGCCCCUAUGCCUUUUGAGUUAAUAGAGGAAGCGUAUGUCUGUUCUAGUGCUGGAAGACCCCCCAAAAGCUGCAGAGUGGCCAUCUGCAGUGUAGCGUUUGCGGCUGAAGGGGCCCGGCUGCUGCUGUUUACGCAGGAUGGUGACUUGAUUGCAGUGGGAGACGGUUGCGUGCAGCAGCAACUGCUGUCUUUCCACCGCAACGACCAGCAGCAACAGCAGCAAAUAUCGCAGCAGGAAUGCUGGAAGAAGGCAGCAGCCACCGUUGCCCCCCGAUUCUGGGCAGACAAAAGCCGAAGACAGCGCCUCAGAGGAGCCUGCAGGCUUCAUGUUCCACACAGGAAAAUAGUCAAGGCCGCCGCUGGACUUGACCACUUUUUGCUGCAUACUCUCCCUUACGACUGCAGCAGUGAGCUACUGCCGCAGCAGCCUCGUGCGUUCCUUAUGGCGAUGCACCGCCCCCCUCCGCAGCUGCGCCUGCGCCUAUCGCCAGCUCCUCCCAGCAGCAGCGGCUCCAGAACUCCCAGCAGCAGCAGCAGCAGCAGCACUGCAGACUGCACGCGAAUGACGAGUUACGCAAGCAGCACAGCCAUACCCUAUUCUAGGGACACGGUGCCGCUGGCAGAAGACUCUGGGUCCCGCCCUUCUGCUUCCGUUAGGAGUCACAGCGCCACCCCUGCAUGCAGUGCUGACGGGGCCUCUCAGCAGCAAAAGCAGCAGGAGCAACAGCAACGGCAACUGGCAGAAGGCCCACCAAAGCAGCUCUGGAAAGCCGCGCCAGCGGCACCCAGUAGCAGCAGCAGCGUGGGUUUGUCUUUUGCUACAGCAGCUCGAGAUGCAGCUGCUGCGGGCCUGCAUUUGACGCUGAGACACCUGGCCAGUGCGAGUGAAGGAGCGGCAAAAGCCGCAGCAGCACGAGCAGCAGAAGCAGUGGAGAAAGUGGCAGACGGACAUGGAGCAGCAGUCGUGGAGGGCCUAUUAGACCACUUGGAUAGGGGGUCGGGAGCCGUCCUAAGUGCCAUCAGCAGCGGAAUCUCCUACAUCCUGCCACGUUCCAAAUCUCCUGCGGGCUCCAGCGCAAGAUCACCACCUACAGCAGCAGCAGCCAACAGUAGCAGCAAACAAGGGCGGAGUACUACUGCUGCUGCUCGUCUCCAUGCGCCUCCCCUGAGGCCUCUCCCUUCCUGUUCAUCCUGCACGGAAGCCGCACCUCCCGUCCCCGUUCCUGCAAUCCGCGUGGGCCCUCCCCAAAUGGGGGCCUCGUUGCGUCCUCUACUGCACCCGAAACCCUCACAGUACGCACAACAGCCACCGCUGUUGCGGCAGCAGCAGCUGCAGCAGCAGCGGGCAGCGCAGAAGCAGCAUCAGCUGUACAGCAUGCCUCCCCGGUCGCAAAGCCUCACAACACUCCCUUCCUACGCAGCGCAGCACCUGGACCCGCUGCAGCAGCAGCUGCUGGAGGCGGAGAGACAAGAGGCGUGGGAGCGCCUGACCUCUAUUGGCAAGCUUCCUGCUGCUGCUUCCUUCUCCCCUCAGCCGUUGCAUUCGCGUUCCUCCUCGCAGCAGCAGCUCUCCCACACCGUACAGCCUCUGCGCGGACACGCCGCCGUGGUGCAGCUCCCCGAUAUUCCCCAGCAACAGCGGCAACAACAGCAUCAGCCAAGGCAGCAGCAGCAGGAACAACAACUACCGCCGUCGCCGCAGCAGAAGCAGCAACAGCAGAGGAGGAGUACUGCGCUACGGGAACUGCUAAAGUGCAACACUGCCCCCGCAGUAGUGCACCAGAGGGGGGAGAGAGUGCUUUGGAACAGUGCCUUGCCACACAGACAAAGCAUUGCUGCUGCUUCGUGGCAACAGCACCUGACAAAGCAACAGCAGCAACAGCAGCAGCAGCACCCUUCCGGCUGGUCCACACCGACCCCCAACACACCACCGUCUCGCAGAUGGUCGCAGCAGGGGCAACCUGCCGAUAACAGUAGCAGGGCUCUCCCCGCUGCUGCAGUUGUAGCCGCAGAUGGGGACGACUGCACCCUCAAUCUGUCUUACUAUCCACAGCACGACCCUAGCAGCAGCAGUGCAAGUCACCACGGCCUUCUUGCUGCCCGUCUUGCUGCUGCGAAAUCGCAGGAUUCGGUGGGGCAGCCCUGGCAGCAGCAGCAGCAGCAACAGCAGCAAGUCUCAGGAGUUGCAGAAGGAGCAGCCCAGCACCUAAUAGUGCCUUCAUUUUCGGUCUCACCCUUACCCUCAAACGACGCAACAGCAACAGCAGCAGCAGCAGGAGCCGCUGCUGCUGUAACAGGAGCAACCACAGCAGCAGAUGCAUUGCCCCAGCUAAUCUAUGCAUCAAAUGCUGUUGCUGCUCCUGUUUGGCCUUACUCUGGCGAGACCGCAGAGCAGCUCCAGCAACACGAGCAGCAGCUGAUGCUGCCUUCCUUUCCGCCCUCUACCUAUCCGCAGCCACAGCAGCCCCUGCAGCCACAGCAAAACUGGGCGUCCCUUGACUGCCUUGCACCCGUGGGAAGCGACAGCGACAGUCUAAGUGCCUCCUAUCUGCCACGGCACUCCGCUGUCUAUUUGCCUCUUCACCAGCCUAGCAACGCGCCUGCGGCAGAAGCAACAGCAGCACCAGCAACAGAGAGCUCCAAUGGCAGUUGUAACCAAGAUCCUUUCGGCGUCUCCUUCCAAAAUCCUGACACCUUGGAGUCGGUUCUGUUGAAUAACCAGCAGCUUCUGGGGCAGUUGCAGCAGCAGCAGCUGCUGCAAGCAGCUUCACAAGGCGGCCUGCAGAGCCAUCAGUCGCAACAGCUGCUCCUUGUACAUCCCAGCGAGUUCCUUUCCAACCCCCAGCGAGAGAACAUGCAGCUGCUGCGGGGAAAUGAGUUUUUGCUUAUUGACAAUUCGCAGUAUCAGCAAGUGCUGCAACUGCAGCAACAGGAGCAAUUGCUGCAGCAACAGCAGGAGCAGAUAAUCAAGCAGAAGCAACUGCAGGCGACUUCUACGUGGGACUAUCUGCAGCAACAGCAGUUCCACUUAACAGCAGACACGCUCCCGUCUCAUCAUAAGCAGCAUCAACCGCAGCACCAGUAA
Molecule: messenger RNA, 11637 nt
Organism: Eimeria maxima
Lineage: Eukaryota; Apicomplexa; Conoidasida; Eucoccidiorida; Eimeriidae
Product: glutamic acid-rcih protein, putative
Exons: 7
Coding region: 1-11637 (3878 amino acids)
Source: RefSeq, a predicted model, not a curated record